Messenger RNA from Eucalyptus grandis, 780 nucleotides. Its product is annotated as 7-deoxyloganetin glucosyltransferase-like. The coding region runs from base 1 to 780 and encodes 259 amino acids. The record is from RefSeq and is a predicted model, not a curated record. Gene Ontology annotation, molecular function: UDP-glycosyltransferase activity. NCBI's taxonomy places the organism in Eukaryota, Viridiplantae, Streptophyta, Magnoliopsida, Myrtales, Myrtaceae. The transcript is spliced from 2 exons.
AUGAAGAACAUGAGGCUGCGUGACUUGCCCAACUUUUUCCGAAUCACUGGCUCUGACCACACCUCGUCCAACUUCACAGCCGAUGCUAUUGACAGGACAGGUGAUGCCGCGGCGACCAUUGUCCACACCUUUAAGGUGCUUGAGUCGGAUGUGUUUUGCACCCUCUCUUCAAUGAUCCCUAAGAAGAGCACGAUGGGUGCCUCCAAUGGUUGGACUCGGGAGUCCAUGAUCUAUGUGAACUUUGGAAGUAUAGCUUUCAUGACACCCCCACAGUUGGUUGAAUUUGCGAUGGGAUUGGCUGAUAGCAAUCAAUGUUUCUUGUGGGUCUUGAGGCUUGACUCAACGAAUGGAGACAUUGCCAUUUUUCCCGAAGAGUUUGUCGAGGAAACAAGGGAGAUAGGCUUUUUAUUUGGGUGGUGCCCUCAAGAGAGAGUGUUGUACCACCCUUCAAUCGGAGGAAUCUUGACACACUGUGGUUGGAACUCAACCAUCGAGAGCUUGUCAGCCGAAGUUCUAAUGUUGUAUUGGCCAUGCUUCAGAGACCAACUGACGAACUGCAAGUAUAUAUGCGAUGAUUGGGGGGCUGGGUUGGAGAUUGACAGCAAUGUGAAGAGAGAUGAAGUGGAGUGGCUUGUAAGGGAGUUGACGGAAGGAGAGGUGGGGAAGAAAAUGAGAAGCAAGGCCAUGGAGUGGAAGAGGAUGGCGGAAGAAGCAAUUGGUGCAAAAGGGCCAUCUUCCCUGAAUUUGGACAAGUUGCUGGAUGAGGUUUUGUCUAAAUAG